This is a messenger RNA of Exserohilum turcica Et28A, 1338 nucleotides long. RefSeq lists its product as uncharacterized. The transcript has a single exon. The record is from RefSeq and is a predicted model, not a curated record. Lineage: Eukaryota; Fungi; Ascomycota; Dothideomycetes; Pleosporales; Pleosporaceae. The coding region runs from base 1 to 1338 and encodes 445 amino acids.
AUGAAACUCCCGCCGAUUAUCCUCGAGAACAGUGACGCGCUGAAAAAAUACAUUGAAAAUGCUACAGACCCAGCAACCAGCAAUCCGGCACUGCCAGCCGCCAUGAUCCAUAUAGUCGACGCACAGAACAAGGUCAUAUUCUCCCAUGGCGCCAGUCCCUCGAAGCCCCCGACAUCAGAAUCCAUCGCUAUCAUCCAGUCCUUGACCAAAAUCAUCGGCGCAGUAGCAUACAUGCAGCUCGUGGAGCGCGGGCUCGCCAGUCUCGACGACCCUAGCACCAUCACCACGCACCUCCCCGAGCUCGCGGCAAAGCAAGUUCUAACCGGCUACACUGUCGACCCCGAGACGGGAAAAAAGCACUGGCAGCUUGAAGACAGGAAAGGCGACAUCACCGCACGCAUGCUGCUAACGCACACAUACGGCGGCGGUCACACAUACUUUAACCAAUUGCUAUACGACUACGUCCGCGAUCUCGGCGACGGCGUAUGGGAAAAAGCAAACGAAGCUACAGAUCCAUAUGGAGUUCUCCUCGCAAGCCCUCUACUCUGGCACCCGGGCACGCACACAAACUACGGGCAGGGCCUCGACUGGGUAGCCGUGCUGAUCGAGCGCAUCAGCGGGACCUCGCUGGACGGCUACCUCGAAGAGAACAUUUUCCAGCCGCUCGGCCUCCGGGAAAUCGGGACGGAACCUGCUUUUGGCGGUACGGUGACGGCGCGGGCUGAGAAUAAGGGCAAGUUCUGGCCGAGGCAGAUGCGGAGCGAGGGCAAUGCCUUUGUCACUAUCGAUGCUGCGGAACCCGACGUGGUAAGGCGGAGCGAAGCGUUUCCAACUGGAAAGCAUCACGCAGGGUGUUUAGGCACGGGGCUGGUAGCUAGUCCACGCGACUACGCAAGCCUAGUUACUGCGCUUUUGCCGCAGAAUAACGGCGUGCAUCCUGCGAGCAGCCACCGGCUUCUGUCGCCAGAAUCCGUCGCGGAAAUCACAAAGCCGCAGCUUUCAGAUGGUCUGAGGAACGACUCGAGGAGCCUGCCUGCCUCGGAUGCCGCGCCGAUUCUCCUGCCGGUCGACUUGUCCGUGCCGCAUCUGGAUCCUGAGGGGAGCUAUGGGUUUGGGUGCGGUGUCCAGGGUGCUCAGCGGCGGCUGAAGAGUGGCAAGAGGGGGAGGAGCAAGGGAACAGUGUAUUGGUAUGGUGCGCCCAACUGUGAUGCGUGGAUUGAUGUCGAGAAGAGCAUUGUCGUGGCGGUUUGGGGGAGUUACUAUCCGUGGAAUGAUGCGGCGUGGAUAGAGUUUGUGGCGGGCGUCGAGGAGCUGAUAUAUGAGGGGUUGAGCGAGUAG